This is a messenger RNA of Rubroshorea leprosula, 1711 nucleotides long. Lineage: Eukaryota; Viridiplantae; Streptophyta; Magnoliopsida; Malvales; Dipterocarpaceae. The record is from the annotation of a GenBank genome assembly.
CUCUGCAGAUAUGGAGAUUUUGUCACAGAUGUGGUCGUUCUUGGGACUCCUAACAGUACUCCAGAACAUCCUGCCCUCCCAGAUCCUAUCCCUCCUCCAUUCCUUCUACGAGUCCCUCCAAGACCUCUUCUCCCCUUACUCCUACUUCGAUAUCCCCGAAUUCAACGGUUACUGUGGAGUCGACAUCAACGAACUCUACCGCGAUGUCAACCUUUACCUCAACUCCCUUAACCCCGCCGCCGCUGCCACCAACUGCCGCCGCCUCACCCUCUCCCGCUCCAAGUCCUCCAACCGCAUUUCCUUCACCGUUGCCCCCAACCACACUGUGCAGGACACCUUCCUCGGUCACUCUCUCUCUUGGACGCACCACGUGGAGACCGUACAAGAUUCCCUCGACGAGAAACGUAGCUUCACUCUCAAGCUUCCCAAGCGCCAUUGUCACAAUCUCCUCAACCCCUACCUCAAUCACGUUAGCUCGAGUGCUGAAGAGUUUGAGCGUGUGUCACGUGAGAGACGCCUCUUCACCAACAACGGCCAUGGCUCUUUCGAGUCAGGUUGGGUGUCUGUCCCCUUCCGUCACCCUUCUACCUUUGCCACUCUGGCGCUGGAGGUCCAGUUGAAGAGGCAGAUAACGGAGGACUUAAUGGCGUUUGCCAGUGGGAGAGACUUCUAUCACAGAGUUGGACGAGCCUGGAAACGAGGAUACCUGCUGUAUGGCCCACCAGGGUCUGGAAAAUCAAGUUUAAUUGCAGCCAUGGCUAACUAUCUCUGCUACGACGUCUAUGAUCUCGAGCUUACAAAAGUCACGGACAAUUCUGAGCUGAGAGCGCUGCUUAUUCAAACAACCAACCGUUCCAUAAUUGUUAUUGAGGACAUAGACUGCUCUGUUGAUCUAACGGCAGAGAGAGUGAGAAAGACGAGCAACAGAAGGAGAUCACAGGCGGCAUCAGGGAAACGAGCAGACAAUUAUAAUAAUUAUUAUUAUUAUCAUAAGAGUAGUUUAGAGGAGAAUAAUGGUGGUAGAGUGACAUUGUCAGGUCUGUUGAACUUCACUGAUGGGUUAUGGUCAUGUUGUGGAGAGGAGAGGAUCAUCGUCUUCACCACCAACCAUAGAGACAACGUGGAUGAAGCCCUGGUGAGAUGUGGGCGGAUGGACGUGCAUAUAAACCUAGCCACCUGCGGAAUGCACGCCUUCAAAGUGCUGGUCAACAACUACCUGAAACUGGAGUGGCAUGAGUUGUUUGACGUGGUGGACAGCUACAUAAAGGCGGGUGGGGCACUAACGCCAGCACAAAUAGGAGAGAUCUUGUUGAGGAACAGAGGAGAUGCAGACGUGGCAAUGAAGGAAGUGGUGUCGGCCAUGCAGAUGCAGGUUAAGAAUCAGAAUCACAGCCGCAGGGAGUAUGACGAGAUGAUGAUGAUGAUGAGUAGGUCACCGGAGAGCAUAUUAUUGGGAGGAGGAUCGCCAGAGAAUUGGGAGUCAUCAUCACCAGGGAAGGCUUUGGGGAGAAAAAGGAAAGAGAAUGGAGAGAAGAAAGCGAAUUUCUUGGUGAGGCUGAGGUCAUUGACCAAGUCCGAGUCUGGCAGAAGAGGUGUAUGAGUAAUUGUUUUGUUUUGAACAAGAAGUACCACUAAAUGGUUUGUUUUGUUUUGUUAGAUGUAUUUCUAUUAUCUAAUGGAAAUGGAGUAUGAAUACACAAAACAAAUAGUU